AUGUUUUAUAAAUCAAAUAUUUUAAAAAGAGUUAUUAUUAAAAACAGAUUUUUUCCUGUUCACAAUUCAAUACCGAAGCAGGAUUUUUACCGUUCUUACCGAAUCCUUAGCAGUCAGGAUGAACAGUACUCGUUGGCUCACACCACUAAACAAUCACCUUAUUUAGAAUCAGUCCAUGAGAAAACCAUAUCUAUAUUCUCAAAGUCUCAUCAAAUGGUGUCUUCGGUACAAGGAGCUUUUUUGAAGUUCCUUAUACAGACUAGUAAAGCUACAAAAGUGCUGGAGAUUGGAACUUUCACUGGCUAUUCUGCAUUGUGCAUGGCCGAAGGUCUAAAAGGGCGAGGAUCAGAAGCAAAAGUGGUCACAUUAGAAAAGAACAUAGAUCAUUUUAAAGCAGCAAAAGAGAACAUAGAAUCUUCAGAACUUGGACACCUGAUUGAGCUGAAACUUGGCGAUGCAAUUGAUAC
This is a messenger RNA of Racocetra fulgida, 467 nucleotides long. NCBI's taxonomy places the organism in Eukaryota, Fungi, Glomeromycota, Glomeromycetes, Diversisporales, Gigasporaceae. The record is from the annotation of a GenBank genome assembly.